This is a messenger RNA of Acaulospora colombiana, 837 nucleotides long. The record is from the annotation of a GenBank genome assembly. NCBI's taxonomy places the organism in Eukaryota, Fungi, Glomeromycota, Glomeromycetes, Diversisporales, Acaulosporaceae.
GUAGAUAAAAGAUGCAUAAUGGUGUCUGGUGGCAAGUCGCAGGUUCUCGGAUCGGCCACACAAGCUUCGUCAUGGCCACUCAUAAUCAGACGCAAAACUUCUUAUGGAUUCUCGUCGUGCUUAUAUUCAUCAAUAGUUAUGGAUGUCACAGAAAAUGCUCCGCCAGAAGACGAAGAUGAGGAGGACCUUGAAGUCGAACUAGACGAGCUGGAAGAUCUGGUAGAGGUUGUCGAGGUGGAGGACCUGGUAGAGGUUGUCGAAGUGGUCCUUGAGGACGAAACAGAGGUGUUGGUGCCACCGCAGGUGAAUGGACGAGGGCCUAGAAUGGAGUCAUUAUUCGUUCCAACGGGAAUGAGGGAUUUAACCUACCAGGAAUCACAUCAGUUGAGGUCUCGUGCCAACUUGUUGAUGACUAGUACUUACGAGGUGGGAGAAGUGGACGAGGUUAGACUGGAACGCAAACGGUUUAUAAAAGAUACUUGCUUGACGGUAAUUCCUGGGUCAGAUCCUACAAGAGAAUUUCAGAACAUGAAAUCUCGUGAACCUAUCUUGCUACUCACCAGCAUAGGCACCAGGGAAGGAGACGGUGGCCGGGGAUGCGCUUCCACCGCCGUAAAUGCGAGAUGUCACAUAGAGGGAAGACGAACCAGGAUAAGUUCCGGCACCAUGCAGAGCGAUCAAUUCAACACGGAGGAAGUAGUCUGCGAUUGGUCAGCAUCUAGAUUGAUCAAAAUGGCAAACGACUUACUUCCGGGGGCGAUGCAGCUGGGAAUGGUGAAGGAGGUCUUGCCACCAUUCGCAAGCAUGGUGUCGACGGCCCAAGUACCAUCCGAGUGA